Messenger RNA from Lodderomyces parapsilosis, 1428 nucleotides. RefSeq names its product She3p (gene SHE3). Gene Ontology annotation, biological process: mRNA transport; endoplasmic reticulum inheritance. The record is from RefSeq and is a predicted model, not a curated record. NCBI's taxonomy places the organism in Eukaryota, Fungi, Ascomycota, Pichiomycetes, Serinales, Debaryomycetaceae. The transcript has a single exon. The coding region runs from base 1 to 1428 and encodes 475 amino acids.
AUGUCGCUGUCACCAAGUAAACCGUCGCCUCAAAAGUCAGCUCCUAGCACCACCUUGUCGUCUUCUUCACGGGUUAUCGACUCAUUGCAGUCUACAAUCGACAAAUUAACUGAUGAAAUAACGACUUUAAAACAAUCUAAUCAAGAGACUACCAAGAAGAACCAAAUACUAAGUCAACGAAAUGAAUCAUUUGUUGACCAAGUGGCUAAUUUAAAACAUGAAAAUGAAAUGUUGAAUGCCAUGUUGAAACGUAAAGAUCGUCGAAUUGCUGAUUUAGAAGAUCAGCAUAAUGAACUUUCGAGCUCAAUUGAAUCAAUCAAUUUCCUGAAUAAACAAAUGAAGAUGAGAUGUGAAAAUUUAGCAACCAAUAAUGAUAAAACAAUGGCUGAAUAUGAAAGUUUGAAAAUAUCAUAUGAUGCUUUAGUUACUAGUUGCAAUGAGUAUAAACAACAUUACAAGAAGGAAAUUGAAACCAUUAGUGCCAAUUUUGAAGAGUACAAGAGUUCCAAUAUGGUUAAAUGGCUGGAAUUACAAAAACUGAUUACUAGUAAUGAUAAAGAUAUUGAUACAUUGUUGGAUUCUUUGGGGAACAAAAAGAAGUCAAUGGAUAACAUCUAUGUUCACAAGAAUACCAAAAUUUUACAAAUUCUCACAACUUUGGCCAAUUUGGUAAAGACACAUGGUCAAGAAAGUAAACAAAUACUUGGUGAUUGUUCGGAAACAAUUGACUAUUUAUUAAACAAGUAUCCCGAUUUGAGUGAAAAAUUAACCAAACAUGAACAAGUUGAGUCAAUUGAUAUAAAUUCAAUCCUUACUGAGUCAAGAGAAACUUUGAAUAAUGUGUCGUUUGAUGAUGAAGAAGUAACAUUGAUACAGUCACCUGAUUUGGAAAAUGGACCUGCUGCUAACAAUAACACUUCCUUGACCAAAUCUGCUUCAAUAAGACGCAAGUCAAGGAAAAAUGGCGCAAACUCAAACAAUUCAUCUGCGGCUUCAUCACCAAACUUGCCUCAAUCAGCACAACAUAGUCAACACAAUCAACAUAAUCAACACAAUCAACAUAGUCAACAUAUACCUUCCUCACGAAAUGAUACCCAUUCUAAUGCAACCUCACAUCACCAAACAACAUACCAACACCCACACUCACACUCGCGUUCGCAGUCACAAUCACAAUCACAGUCACAACUGGAGCUGAGAAAACCUGUGGUUAAUAAUAACCUCAUAAACAUCAAUAAACCAAGAAACAAAAAUGGUAUAAAGGGCAGUGGUGACGCUCCCACGUCCAAUGGUGAUCGCAAUACCAGUAUUGGCAAUACUGAAAAGUCAACUAGGAGAAGAUCAGGCUUUUAUGGCAAUCCCAACAAGGUCAGCAAUGGGAGUUCUCAUAAACAUAAACGAAACUCGCAAAUAAUAGAUCACACCGUAUAG